Messenger RNA from Malassezia vespertilionis, 948 nucleotides. RefSeq lists its product as uncharacterized. The record is from RefSeq and is a predicted model, not a curated record. Lineage: Eukaryota; Fungi; Basidiomycota; Malasseziomycetes; Malasseziales; Malasseziaceae. Bases 1 to 948 code for a protein of 315 amino acids. The transcript is spliced from 5 exons. Gene Ontology annotation, molecular function: protein binding.
AUGAGUGACCGUGAGACGUUGUUUGAAAUGGGCUUUGCGCCCGAACGCGUCGAUUGGGCGUUGCAUGCCUCGGGUAAUAGCGGACUACAAACCGCACUGGACCACCUCGAGGAGCACCAGGAUACACCCAUGCCGGAAAACUGGCGCGAGCAAGGCAAGGAAGCCGAGCAAGACGAUGAAAAGCCCAAGUCUAUUCGGUGCGGUGAGUGCAGCAAGAUGUUCCGCGAUAUGGACCUCGCCAUGUACCAUGCAGAAAAGUCAGGGCACGAGGAUUUCGCCGAGAGCUCCGAGGAGAUGAAGCCUCUCACGCAGGAAGAAAAGGAAGCUAGGCUUGCCGAGUUGCGUGCACGUUUGGAGAAGAAGCGCACUGCAAAGGCCGUCGAAGAUGCGCAAGCACAGCGCGCAAAUGAGAUCAUCCGGCGCAAGGCAGGGCAAGAAGGUGGCGAAGCGCGUGCCGAGUUGGAGCGACAGCAACGUAUCAAGGAGGCGGAGCGCAAGCGCCUCGAAAAAAUUGAGGAUGUAAGUACAGCAACGCACUCACAACAGGCGCGCGCAAGAGAUCGUGUACGUGCGCAAAUCGAGGAGGACAAGCGCGCGCGCGCAGAUAAGGCAGAGCGCGAAAAAGCAAUGCGCGAGGGUCGUGCUGAUCCAGUGGUGCAAUCGGCCCCUGCCUCUGCGCCUGCUGUGCAAAAGCCAAGCUUGGCGACCGAGACGCGCAUUCGUGUGCGUGCGCCGGGUGGCAUGUGGACAGGCACUUUCAGUGUCGAUGCUGUGUUAUCAGACGUUGCAUCUGCAGUACGUAAUGGCGGCUUGAGUGGCGGAGCGGCAAAGAUGGAAUUUUCUACGCCCUACCCCCGCCGUGUCUACACGGAAAUAGACUUGACCAAAACGCUGGGAGAGCUAGGUCUUGUGCCAAAUGCGGCACUCGAUGCUAGAAGAGUAGACUAG